This is a messenger RNA of Aspergillus piperis CBS 112811, 567 nucleotides long. Its product is annotated as WD40 repeat domain-containing protein. Gene Ontology annotation, molecular function: protein binding. NCBI's taxonomy places the organism in Eukaryota, Fungi, Ascomycota, Eurotiomycetes, Eurotiales, Aspergillaceae. The coding region runs from base 1 to 567 and encodes 188 amino acids. The transcript is spliced from 2 exons. The record is from RefSeq and is a predicted model, not a curated record.
AUGGCUGCUACUGCUCUAGUUGCGGCUGCUGCUCUGCUGGUUCCCCUGCCCACUGGUCUUGCUGAAGCCAACAAACACCAGCUAUGUGGACCACAACGUCAAAGCCAGUCCGGACCUCUUACACUGGAGCGUCAUUCUGGCUGGGUUCGGUCAGUCGCACUCUCAGUUAAAGGCCAGCUUCUGGCAUCAGGCUUCAUUGAUAACACGAUCAAGAUGUGGAAUGCAUGUGGCGGCACUCUCAAGCAUACCUUGAGCACUGAUGGUUUUGUCACUGUCACUGAGAUUUCUGAGCACCUGCCGCUAUUGAGAACCAACAUAGGCUCUUUUGAUAUCUAUAUCGGCUACGAAGACUUUUUAUCAUAUUCCUCCACAAAAGGGAUAGUGGUAUCUCUGGGAGCAGAUCGAUGGGUCAAUAUUCAAGGUCAAAGAGAGCUCUGGCUCUUUCCCACUUAUCAACCUAGCUCCUCAACGGUUAAAGACGGUAUUAUCGCAUUUGGUAACACGAGCGGCAGAGUAGCUAUAAUUGCGUUUUCAUCCUACGCAGGGUUUCGUUUCUAUCUCUGGUGA